CGCUGGCAAAAGGAGACGGUGAAGGGAGCGACGGAGCGCGGUCUGCGGCAGCUGAAGCUGAAGCUGAAGGCGGGCAUCGCGCUCUAAAGGGCUCGGGUUAGACCGGCCGGAUCGCGUCCGUUUGGACGAGGAGGUGCGCGUUUUUCUGGGCGAGCGGCGGGACCCAUUUGCGGGGCCGCCAUGGAGGUGAGCGCGCCACGGUCGUCGUCGAGCGACAUCGCGGACCUGAACAGCCAGGACGCACAGACGGUGUGCGAAGCGCUGGGCCGCUACGAAGAAACGCUUCGCGGCGCCGUUAAGGAGAUCCAUGUGGAUAUCCAGGUCUUUAAGAACGGCGUGGACCGACAGGUGGCCGAAGUGCUGCGCCUGGCCAACCCGCUGGCCAGCACCGUAGCCGAGCUCCAGCAAGAGAACCAGCAGUUGCGGACGCAGGUCGAGCACAUAGCCCAGCAGGUGGAGAUCCUCAGCCGGGCAGCCGGGCUCUCAGACGUCUUGGUCCCCAAGCCCGUAUCCCCGACGGCGUCAGCGGCAUCUCCGAGGCUGGGAAGCGGAAGCAGCAGCAGCAGCAGCAGCCGAUUUGCUAGCCACGCUAGACUGUCCUUUUCCAGCAAGAGUCAGAGUUUGGACAUUGAGGAUGAAAAGAACGUUCUGAGCAAAAGAACUCCUGAUUCAUCCAUAAUUGAGAAUGGACAUCAGUUGUCAGAAGAUUCUCCUAUUGAGGCGCACGCUCCAGCAGUGAGUUUGCGGAUGCCACACCAGCCUGUUACUGCAGUAACUAGAGUAUCAGAAACGUUUUCAGGAGAAACUGUUGGAUCACCAAUUGUGCCAAGUGCUCCUGGUGGGCAGCAGAGCAACACUCAUAGCGAGGGUGUGUCCAAAACAUUGACUCAAGCAGAUGUGAAAGGUGCUGGCAGUUCAGCCCUGAGCACUGCGAAGAACUGGAACACGAGUUCAGUGAGGACAGCAAGUGCUUCCUUUACCUCAGAUAAAUUUUCCUCGGGGACAAAAUCCACAACAACUAUGAACUAUGGAAGCCAGUCUAGUGAAAGUGUCACCACAAGCCAGCAGACCCAGGCUUCAAAGUCCCAAUCUCCAUCUUCUUCAGUCCAUCGACAAGUGGAAAAGCGAAGGGAGUUGGUGAGAUCUCAGACCCUGCCUCGGACCUCAGAAACACAAUCUAGGAGAGCGCUCUUUGAGAAGUUCGAACAGGAGAGUGGAAAGGGGAAAGGUAUGGGCCGGGCCAAACUCAAGAGAUCCCAGAGUUUUGCAGUGGCCAGUGCCAGCAGCAUCAAGCAAAUCCUCUUGGACUGGUGCCGUUCCAAAACUAUCGGCUACAAGCACGUAGAUCUGCAGAACUUCUCCUCUAGCUGGAGCGAUGGGAUGGCCUUCUGUGCACUGGUACACUCCUUCUUCCCUGAAGCAUUUGAAUACCACACUUUGGAUCCCACCAAACGCAAGGAGAACUUUGAACUGGCAUUCACAACAGCCGAAAAAAUGGCCAGCUGUGACCGCUUGAUUGAAGUGGAGGACAUGAUGCUGAUGGGCCGCAAGCCAGACCCCAUGUGUGUCUUUACAUAUGUGCAAGCUCUCUACAAUCACCUUCGGCGCUUUCAAUGAAUCCAGGACUGGCUGCCUUGCCCCAAGAGGGCUGUGACUCUUAGAAUGGGACUGUUCCACAGCUGCUUUUGUGCUAAUGUUUGGUGCUGCUACACAGCUGCUUGCAUCCCUGCCGAGGGAAGUCCCAGGCCACUGGACACAACCACAAGCCAAAGAGAAAGAAAAGAUGAAAACGGUCAUAGUUCCAGGGCAGCUAGAGUUCUUGCUGAAAAAUGAUAGAAGGCCAGCAGUUCCUUCCUUGUUCUCUCUAGGCAGCUGUGAAUAGAGAUUCUUGUUCCAAGAAUGUCCUUUUAACGAUAUGUGCAAGCUGAUUUGACCAAACUGACCUAUAUGGAUAAUUCAAGCAUGAUUCCCUCUCUUUCCCUCUUUUCCUUCCAUAGAUGUCUCUCAGAAGUCUAUCUGCCAUGUCUACUAUUUAUGGACAGCUAUACCAUUAGUUGCUUUGUAUUACAUCCCCCUCCUUUUCCCUGAUUCCACUUUCUUAUGCUCUGGAAUUCACCUGGGAUAGAUUAAUGCCUAGAGACAGAUUCCAGUGUGGAUAGUUUGAAGGCUAAGUUCUGCCAUGGGCAAAUUCUCCUGAUCCCAGGGGCUUCUUGAGUACUAGUGGAGCUCAGCCUAUUUCCAAAGGUUGCAGUAUCGAAAUCUGUUUUCCUUCAAACCAAAACACUUGCUUGUGCAUUAAAAAAAAGGCUCUUGCAA
This is a messenger RNA of Python bivittatus (Burmese python), 2316 nucleotides long. It is a transcript of the gene SMTNL2, whose product is annotated as smoothelin like 2. Gene Ontology annotation, molecular function: protein binding. The record is from RefSeq and is a predicted model, not a curated record. NCBI's taxonomy places the organism in Eukaryota, Metazoa, Chordata, Lepidosauria, Squamata, Pythonidae.